Zingiber officinale is the source of this 2656-nucleotide messenger RNA. Its product is annotated as potassium transporter 5-like. Gene Ontology annotation, cellular component: membrane. Lineage: Eukaryota; Viridiplantae; Streptophyta; Magnoliopsida; Zingiberales; Zingiberaceae. The record is from RefSeq and is a predicted model, not a curated record. The transcript has 9 exons. Bases 25 to 2391 code for a protein of 788 amino acids. Gene Ontology annotation, molecular function: potassium ion transmembrane transporter activity. Gene Ontology annotation, biological process: potassium ion transmembrane transport.
GUAAGGAAGGUAGGGAGAGCAACCAUGGCUGUCGAUGAUCAUGACGGUGGAAGCUUGGAUAUCGGAGAGAAGCUAAGAAGAGAUGAAGGACAAAUGCCCUCUCCCAUACAACGACGGUUGGUCCGCACGGACUCGUUGCCUUUUGAGGCAGGGAAAAUCCCACCCAAGCACACUUUCACUGCUCAUGAGAGUUGGAGCCGGACGUUGCUCUUGGCAUUCCAGAGCAUCGGGGUGGUGUACGGUGACAUUGGGACAUCACCCUUGUACGUCUACGCGAGCACAUUUCCAAAUGGAAUCCAACAUCACGAUGAUCUCCUUGGUGCCCUUUCCCUCAUCAUCUAUACCAUCAUUCUCAUCCCUCUUCUCAAGUAUGUCUUCACCGUCCUCUGGGCCAACGAUAAUGGUGAUGGAGGGACAUUUGCACUUUAUUCGUUGAUAUCUCGAUAUAUUAAGGUGAGCAUGAUCCCAAAUCAACAAGAUGAGGAUGCCAAGGUUUCAAACUACCGACUUGAAUCGGUAUCCAAUCGACUGAAGAGGGCUGAAUGGAUUAAAGAAAAGCUAGAGAAUAACAACAUCGCCAAGAUUGCUAUCUUCGUAGUCACAAUUCUAGGAACAUCGAUGGUCAUUGGUGAUGGUGUUCUAACUCCCUGCAUCUCAGUUAUAUCUGCAGUUGAUGGAAUCAAGGAGAAAGCACCUUCUCUUGAUGAUAGUACAAUCUCUUAUAUUUCAGCUGGGAUACUUGUUCUUCUAUUUGCCAUACAAAGAUCUGGCACAGACAAAGUUGGCUAUUCUUUUGCACCUAUAGUUCUUACAUGGUUUCUACUAAUCGGUGGCAUCGGACUCUAUAACUUAUUCAAGUAUGAUGUCGGAGUUCUUCGUGCUUUCAAUCCUAAAUACAUAGUCGACUACUUUCACAGAAAUGGAAAACAAGGUUGGAUAUCUCUGGGAGGGAUUGUUCUCUGCAUCACAGGUACCGAAGCUAUGUUUGCUGAUUUAGGUCACUUCAAUGUUAGAGCAAUUCAGAUAGGCUUCAGUUGUGUUUUGCUCCCAGCAGUAUCAUUUGCUUACAUUGGGCAAGCUUCGUAUCUUACGAAACAUGGUGAUAAUGUCGGCGACACUUUCUACAAAUCAAUUCCAGGCCCGCUAUUUUGGCCAACAUUUAUCGUUGCUAUUUCUACGGCAAUCAUCGCAAGCCAAGCUAUGAUAUCUGGUGCGUUUGCGAUUGUAUCGCAGUCUCAAAACCUUGGAUGCUUCCCUAGAGUUAAAGUCUACCAUACUUCUACCGAGUACGAGGGGCAAGUGUAUAUCCCUGAGAUCAACUACAUCUUGAUGGUCUUGUGUGUUUUUGUCACUCUCCUCUUUCAGACUACUACAAAGAUCGGAAAUGCUUACGGAAUUGCUGUGGUCUUUGUGAUGACGAUCACAACAUGCUUGGUGACAAUCGUAAUGGUUGUCAUAUGGAAAACAAGGAUGUUGUGGGUAGUCCUGUUCGUCCUAGUGUUUGGGGGUGCAGAGUUAGUGUAUUUGUCUUCGGUUCUAUACAAGUUCAGGGAAGGUGGAUUUUUACCCUUGCUUUUCUCACUGGUCUUGAUGAUAAUCAUGGCAAUAUGGCACUAUGUUCAUGUCAAGAAAUACCGAUAUGAACUUAACAACAAAGUCACAAGCAACUAUGUAAAGGAUAUAAUUCAGAAAGGCGAGGUGCAAAGAAUACCCGGCCUCGGUCUCUUUUACUCCGAGCUAGUACAAGGCAUACCACCCAUAUUUCCUCAUUUCAUCGAGAAAAUACCAUCCAUCCACUCGGUUCUCAUAUUUGUCUCAAUCAAGCACUUACCGAUCAGUAGAGUGGAGUUGGAAGAACGCUUUAUUUUCAGGCAGAUCAAGCCGAAAAGCAGUAGGAUUUUUCGGUGUGUGGCGCGGUAUGGAUACAAUGAUGCAAUGGAGGAACCAAGGGAGUUUGAGAACUUGAUCAUCGCAUAUCUGAAGAAGUUCAUGCAGUAUGAAUACUUGGGAUUGGAAAAUGCAGCUGAAAUGCAUGGUGAUACUGUGCAUGGCGAUGAGAGUGCCAUCGAGAGGGGGAAGCCUUCCACAGUGAACAGCGAAGAGACGCUCAGUGCUUCUAAUGGACUAAUACAGCCCGCUACCGAUAGAAACUUGUCGGAUAGCUUCAACAUUGAAGAGGAAAUGAAAGUCAUUGAGGAAGAGAAAAGGAAGGGGGUGGUGUAUCUACUAGGAGAAACACAGGUUGUGGCCGAAGGCAAGUCCUCUCCCUUGAAGAUAGCAGUUGUCAACUAUUUGUAUGAUUUCCUAAGGAAAAACUUUAGGCAGGGGGAGAAAUCACUUUCAGUUCCUAGGAAUCAGGUGCUCAAGGUGGGAAUGACAUAUGAAAUAUAAGUUACACAUCUUCUUGGGAGUUUGAUUAAUAAUAUAUACGAUUUGUCGCUAAAACUUCAGAUGAUAAGAUAAUUAAGUUGCCUCAUGGUGAGAAUAUGUGGAGGUGGCUUGCUAAUUUCUUCAGCAGCAGAUGAUUUUGCAGAGCUGAAUUAUUUAUUCUGAAAGGCUAGUUUGAUGUUAGAGCUCCAAUUUAUUCACUGUCCUUAUAGAAGAAUUGGGUACAAACUUUUGUGUUUGUAAUUAUAAUACAGUAUUGAAACUUAAG